AUGCAGGGGCUGGGCGUGAGCAGUGCUGCAAGCACCAGGAAGACCCCAAUUUCACAUCUCGCCCCACAAUCCAACGAAAAUCGCAACCGCGUGUUCGUAGAUGGCACCUUCGGUCGUGGCGGCCACACGCGUGCCCUACUCGAGAGGGACAGGGCGUGUAGGGUGAUCGCUAUCGACUGCGACAAGGCGGCGUUCGAGGGCGAGGAGCAACGACGACUGAUCGCAGAACACCAGGACCGCCUCAUUCCCGUGCAAGGUAGGUUUGGAGACCUGGCCAACCUCGUGGCGCAGGCGAACGUGUCGGAGAAGAAGCAGGUCGACGGGAUUCUGCUGGACUUGGGCGUGUCUUCGCCACAACUCGACACAGCCGACCGCGGCUUCUCCUUCCGCUACGACUUGAACGGACCGUUGGAUAUGCGGAUGGAUCAAAGCCCGAACAGCUUGACGGCCGCCUACGUUGUUAACAACGUGGCCGAGGAGGAGAUCGCCCGCAUCAUAUGGAUGUACGGAGAAGAGCGACAAUCGAGGCAGAUUGCGAAGGCCAUUUGUCGCUACCGUCGGGAGCGAAGGAUCGACACGACGACCCAGCUGGCCGACAUCGUGCGACGGUGCCUCGAUGCUCCUCCUUCGUCGGGCGGCGGGCGGCGGUCCGGCGGCAGCAAGCGAGGCGACAAGUCGAUCGACCCCGCCACCCGCACCUUCCAGGCGCUUCGCAUCUUCGUCAACGAUGAGAUCAAGCAGCUGCAGCAGGCGUUGGCGGGUGCGGAGGCGGUGCUGGCGCCGGGCGGUCGUCUGGCGGUGAUCUCGUUCCACUCGCUCGAGGACCGCGAGGUGAAGAACUUCAUGCAACACUGCGCCGGCCGCAAGAAGGCAGUACUCGAACCGCAGCACGCCGGCUGGGAGCGCGACCAUGUCGACGAAGACGACGAUGGUGAUGAAGAAGAAGACGAGAAAAGGAACCGAGACGACGACGGUGAGGAGGGCGAUGAGAGCGAUGACGAGGCCGACGAGCUGUUCCUGCCCUCGUUCAGGGUGGUGGGCAAAGGUGGUAAGUUCGUGGCGCCGUCGGAUGCUGAGAUAAAUCAGAUGUGGGGCCAGGGUGGAGCGAUGCAACGGCAGAGCAUGGUGGAAGGCGACGAGGCCGAGCCAGCCGAGAUGGAGCAGGAGCAGGAGAUUUUCUUUGAGCUGGAAGAUGCCGCCGACACCUUUGUGGUCCCCACGCAGCCGGCAGGAUCGAUGGCGAGGAGGUCGUCUGGCAGCACCUCUUCGUCGAGGAUGCGAACUAUGUCGACCACCGACGCGUCGUCAUCUUCUGUGCAGCAGCAGAGGCAGCGAAUCGAUUUGCGGCUCGCCUACCUGGACCUCCCGCACGCCACUUCGGCAUCUUCAUCUUCUUCACCUCCACCUGCACAGUCCCAGCACCAGCACCACCACCAACGUAGCCCCUCCAUGCCAGCAGCAGCCUUCUCCUCUUCUACUCAACCAUCUUCGUUUCUUCAUUCUUCAUCUCUGCCCGCCGCUACUUCCAUCUUUUCCUUCGCCCCUUCUACUUCCUCAUCUUCAUCUUCUUCGCCCUUCCACAACCCCUUCGGCGUGGGCCUCCCUGCGCCCUCACCGCCUUCACCAUCACCUUCACCGUUUGCCACCACGACCACCACCUUCUUCACCCCUCUGUCGUCCAUGCCCUCGUCUCUCUUUCCUCUUCAUCAACAAACCGCACCACUACCAUCAUCAUCAUCAUCAACACCAUCAUCGUCCACGCCGUCGUCGUCUUCGACGCUGUCGUCGCUCUUCGGCGUCAACCCGAUGCACAACACAACAACGACCACUUCGACGUCGACGCAGCAGACCACGAAGAAGAAGCGGAAGCACCGGAUUCGAAGCGCGUCGAUGAACAGCACAACAUCGUCGUCUUCUUCUUCUUCAUCAUCGUCUUCUUCAUCAUCGAAUCGACCGUCAUCGACGCUGCACGACCUUGACGGAGAAGACGCCAUGGACGAAGAAGAAGGCGCGCGCGGGCGUCUUCGAGAUGGCGACGAGGACGACCAGGGCGACUACUACGACUCACACGACGACGAUGAAGACGACGAUAACGACGACAACGAUGAAGAGGAGGCCGCGGCCUUCGUGGGCGGGCGGUCGGAGCGUGAGGCCCUGCGCGUCAUGGCCAAGCGCAUGCGGCUCAUGCAGCCCUUUGCCGACCGCCACCACCAACGCGGCGACGGCGACGGCGACGGCGACAACGUCGAAGCCAUGGCCGCAGCCGACGACGCCGACGCCGACGCCGACCACCGCAGGCCGCGGCGGGCUUCGGCCCUGACGCGGACCAGAGCCAACCCGAACCGGGCGAGCCUGCACGACGGUGGCGGCGGCAAGGGCAAGGAGUGGGUGACCGACCACGACAACGACCACGAUGAGCUGGACGUGGACGACGACGGAGUGGACGACGACGAGGAGGAGCUGUACGUGCGGGUGAAGACGCUGACGGGCAAGGUGCUGCAGGUGGCGGGCCUGCGGCGCGGGACGACGGUGGCCGAGGUCAAGCAGCGGCUCGAGGAGACGGCGGGCAUCCCGAGCCACCAGCAGCGCCUGGUCUACCGCGGCAAGCAGAUGGCCGACGCCCGCACCCUGGCCCACUACGCCGUCGGCCCCAACGCCAUCCUCUACAUGGUCCUCGCCCUACGCGGCUGA
Acanthamoeba castellanii str. Neff is the source of this 2691-nucleotide messenger RNA. Its product is annotated as Sadenosyl-methyltransferase MraW. The transcript is spliced from 7 exons. Bases 1 to 2691 code for a protein of 896 amino acids. Gene Ontology annotation, molecular function: rRNA (cytosine-N4-)-methyltransferase activity; protein binding. Lineage: Eukaryota; Discosea; Longamoebia; Acanthamoebidae. The record is from RefSeq and is a predicted model, not a curated record. Gene Ontology annotation, biological process: rRNA base methylation.